UGGUGUCACUCACACAAUCGCUGGCCCUAAAACACUAUAUUAUGGCUCACCUUUUUACUAUUCAAAUUCAAAUAUAACAAAACCGAUACACCCCAGAAAUUUUGGAUUCCAACUCCAAAACGAGAGAGAACAACAAGAAAAACAGACAGUGCUCACACAACCACAACGGGAGGAGAAAAGGGUCUGUUUUUCCUGUUAAUUCUUCUUCGUCUCAACUCAAUCAAACAACAUAACCCACUUCUCCCCCUUUCUUCCAUUUUUUCACUAAGCUGAAGAACUCAAUAUGGUGGCAACUGCUGCUACGUCGUCGUUUUUUCCUGUGACUUCGCCGUCACCGGAAUCUGGUGGAAAAGGCAAGAGAAUCGGGGGUGGUGGCUCUGCUAACCUCAAUGGACUCAAAUCCAAACAUGGGUCUACUGGUGGCUUGCACGUUAAGGCAAAUGCACAAGCCCCUCCAAGGAUCAAUGGAACCGUGGUUUCUACUACCCCUGCAGAAACUGUGAAGCGUGAGGGUGAUUAUCCAUCAUCAUCAUCAUCAUCAUCAAGCCCUCCGCCGAGGACUUUCAUCAACCAGUUGCCUGAUUGGAGCAUGCUCCUUGCUGCCAUCACCACCAUCUUCCUGGCUGCAGAAAAGCAGUGGAUGAUGCUUGAUUGGAAGCCGAGGCGGCCUGACAUGCUCAUUGAUCCUUUUGGGAUAGGAAAAAUUGUUCAGGAUGGUCUUGUCUACAGGCAAAACUUUUCUAUCAGAUCCUAUGAAAUAGGGGCUGAUCGAACCGCCUCUAUAGAGACGUUAAUGAAUCAUUUACAGGAAACUGCACUUAAUCAUGUGAAGACUGCUGGGCUUCUUGGUGAUGGCUUUGGUUCUACGCCAGAAAUGUGCAAAAAGAACUUGAUAUGGGUAGUGACCCGGAUGCAGGUUGUGGUUGAUCGUUAUCCUACAUGGGGUGAUGUUGUUCAAGUAGACACUUGGGUUGCAGCAUCGGGGAAGAAUGGUAUGCGUCGUGAUUGGCUUGUGCGUGACAUAAAAACGGGUGAAAUCUUAACAAGGGCUUCCAGUGUGUGGGUCAUGAUGAAUAAACUAACAAGGAAACUAUCUAAAAUGCCAGAAGAAGUCAGAGGAGAAAUAGGGCCCUAUUUUGUGGACUGUGCUCCAGUUGUGGACGAGGAUAACAGAAAACUACCUAAACUUGAUGAUGCAGCUGGUUUUAUUCGCAGUGGUUUAAGUCCCAGAUGGAGUGAUCUAGAUAUUAACCAACAUGUUAACAAUGUGAAAUACAUAGGGUGGAUUCUGGAGAGUGCUCCACAGGCAAUUUUGGAGAGUCAUGAGUUGUAUUCCAUGACUUUGGAGUACAGGAGGGAAUGUGGCAGGAACAGUGUGCUGCAGUCACUAACUGAUGUCUCUGGUGCUGAUGUGGGCAACAUAGGCGGCGGCGGAUUUGUCGAGUGCAAGCACUUGCUUCGACUUGAUGAUGGUGCUGAGAUUGUGAGGGGUAGGACUGAGUGGAAGCCCAAACCUGUGAACAACUUUGAUGCUUUGAAUCGAGUUCCAGGAGAAAGUGCCUGAAUAUAUUGGCCGGUUGAUCGAUCGCUGGAGUGGCAUCAUCUGGUGUAGAUUGGAAAUUUACCUCUCGCCUUGCUUGGUUUUUAUCAGAUCUAUGUGUCCUAAAUAUAUAUACUUAUUUGUGUUGAUUGGAUGGAUAAAAGAAAAAAGAGGAGAGGGGCGAGUAAAAGAAAAACUCCAUUGUCAUUGUAAUUGGCUCCUGCUUUGUCCUCCCUUUCAGCUCCAUGUUCCAUUUCAUUUAUGGUUAUGCGAGUGCUAUGUGUCAUCAAUAUUUUUAUUUGUUUUGUCAAAAUGGCUAAGCAUGUAUAUUACUAUCAAUAAUUAUUGUCCAUUUUUUAAGGAUGCAAUUAUCCUUUUGAAAAUACCAGCACUUGUCUUGAAGGCAAUGACUUUUUCCUGUC
Lotus japonicus is the source of this 1962-nucleotide messenger RNA. RefSeq names its product palmitoyl-acyl carrier protein thioesterase, chloroplastic-like. Lineage: Eukaryota; Viridiplantae; Streptophyta; Magnoliopsida; Fabales; Fabaceae. The transcript has 7 exons. Gene Ontology annotation, molecular function: acyl carrier activity; fatty acyl-[ACP] hydrolase activity. Gene Ontology annotation, biological process: fatty acid biosynthetic process. The record is from RefSeq and is a predicted model, not a curated record. The coding region runs from base 284 to 1564 and encodes 426 amino acids.